This is a messenger RNA of Galeopterus variegatus (Sunda flying lemur), 2603 nucleotides long. It is a transcript of the gene NKPD1, whose product is annotated as NTPase, KAP family P-loop domain containing 1. The record is from RefSeq and is a predicted model, not a curated record. NCBI's taxonomy places the organism in Eukaryota, Metazoa, Chordata, Mammalia, Dermoptera, Cynocephalidae. The coding region runs from base 512 to 2293 and encodes 593 amino acids. The transcript has 7 exons.
GAAAAAAAGAAAAAAGAAAAGCUGAAGCCCCAUUCCUACCUGGGGUCAGCCCACCCCAAAACCUGCAGCUAAACCAUCUCCCUCCCUCCCCAGUUACUCUUUCCUGUGCUGGUUCCCUAGGCCCACUCAUCGGGGGGGACCUGGGAGCCGUGGACAGGACCUGAGCAAUACAUGCCACAGAAGCCCGUGCUGGGCCCCUCCCCAGCAGCCUACAUGCUUGGCCUAUGUGCCCCUAGUAACUCACACAGCCCUGGGAUGCAGGUCAGGUGGGUGGAGACACCACCCCCUUUGACCAGUGAAGAAACUAAGGCCCAGCCCCGGCCACCCAUGCUGUCAGCGCAGAGCAGGGAUGAACAGCUCUGAGCUGUUCAGGUGCUUUCUGGCUCUUCCCCAGGUCCCAGCCUCAAGCUAAAGCCAGCCCUUCUCUUCCAGCAUCAGGGAGCAUCACACACCUGGACUUGUGCCUGGGCUCUGCCACCCCGCGGCCUAAUGAGGGAGCUGCCCAGCCGCCAUGCACAAACACUACAACAUUCACUUUUCCAAGGCCACCUGGACCCCUACUGAACACUACUUCUGGGACCCAGAAUUGGGACACCAAAAAGGAUGCUGUCAGCAGUGGUGUCAUGACCCAGCGGCCCCUCGAGCCCAUGGGCCCUGUCGGCUGUCCCCCCAGUCAUCCUGGCAGCUGGCCUACCACUGCCACCUGGGGGGUGGUGGCAGCUGGCGCUGGGGCCCCCAGCCCCUCAUCUCACCACAGCAGCGACAGCCCCAGCCCCCACCUCCAAGCCCCCUGCGGCAGCGGCUCUGCCCUGUUCACCACGGGCACCAGAAGGGGCUGCCCUCAACCAUUGCUGCCCCCAUGGGAACAGCCAGCGCCCCCCAGCUUCCCCCUGCACCCACUGCAGCACCCGCCAUGGCCAGCAGCAGCCCAGCCCUACCCUCUGCAGCCAGCACCCUCCUGGAGCCCAGCCAGCCCACGGAUGCCCGGCCACUGCCUGCCCCAGCAGCCUGCGGCUCCUUCACCUCCUACAGCUCUGACAUCCUGACAGAGGAUGACGUCUACUGCAGCUGCCUGGCCAAGACUCUCUGCCAUGUGCCAGUCCCCGUGACUGUGGGUUUCUACGCUCCCUUUGGCUGCCGCCUGCACAUGAUGCUGGACAAGAUCACAGGUGAGGAUGUGUGUUUGUUGAGGGAAAUGAGAAAUGGAACCUCUGCACCUCCUCAGUGCCCAGGGGACAUAGCGGUGACCAAGACAACAGGGGUCCUGCCCUCCCAGGCCGUGUACUCGGUGGGCAAGCACCUGUUCGUGAGCCAGCGCAAGAAGAUCGAGCGGCUGGUGUCGCGCGAGAAGUUCGGCAGCCAGCUGGGCUUCAUGUGCGAGGUGAAGAAGGAGGUGGAGCUGCUCACCGACUUCCUGUGCUUCUUGGAGAUCUACCAGCGGCGCCGGCUGCGCAUCGUGCUCGAGGUCACCGGGCUGGACACGUGCUACCCGGAGCGCGUGGUGGGCGUGCUCAACGCCAUCAACACCUUGCUGUCCGACAGCCACGCGCCCUUCAUCUUCAUCCUGGUGGUGGACCCCAGCAUCCUGGCCGCGUGCCUCGAGAGCGCCGGCAACAUGAAGGGCACGGCCGACAACGGCUACCUCUUCCUCAACCGCACCGUCACGCUGCCCUUCUCCGUGCCGGUCAUGGGCCGCCGCACCAAGCUGCAGUUCCUGCACGACGCCGUGCAGAGCCGCGACGACCUGCUCUACCGCGAGAUCACGCGCAAGCUGCGGCUGCCGGCGGGCGGCGGGGACGCUUGGGUGGUGCUCGCCAACCAGUGGCCGUGCCGCCUCAGCUGGGCGCUGCAGUGCCUGGAGGACCGGCAGCAGGCCGGGGGCGCGCCCGAGGGCCGCGCGCGCCUCUGGGACGUGUUCCGCGAUAACAGCCGCGAGCUGCACACCAUGACCAAGGCUUUGCAGAAUGUGCUCGACCUGGAUGGCGACCCUGAGCUCUUCGCGCGCUUUCUGGGCGCCGACUUCCCCUUCACCGUGGCGGAGGCGCAGAGUCUGCUGCGCUGCACCGUCAACCUGGACCACUCCAUCCGCCGCCGCAUGGGCCUCCUCCGUGCCGUCAGCGCGCUCAAGCCGCCCAGUUCGCCCAAGUCCCCCGCCCGUGACGCCCCCCACGCCGCCAACGGAGCCAACAACCCCUCAGGGACCUCUCCGUCCGGCCGUGCCGCGGGGCAGGCCAGCGAUGCCCACUACACCGGGGACUGGGCCCACGGGGGCAAGCCAAAGUCGGCGGCCUGAGCGCCCACCACUCGAGGGGAAUCCAGCCCGGGCUGGCCUGGAAUGGAGGACUUCGUGGGCCGCAGGAGGCAACAGCUCCUCCAUCUGCCCACAGGAGAGCUUAGGGGGCGGGACUGGGCCCAAGGUCCAGGGUCCCGUGUCUGAAUGAGGCCUGUGGUGGCUACAUGGUCCAGGAGAAUCUGUGAGACAGAGCAGUGGGCAGUAGCCUCCAGGAGUGGGGCAGUGUGCCAGCGCCAGUGUCUGAGAGGGGUACAGAAAGGCCAGUGAGGAACUCAGGGUUCAAGUGCAAUAAAUGAAGGUGUGGAAAGCC